This is a messenger RNA of Aspergillus candidus, 2361 nucleotides long. RefSeq names its product putative ATP-dependent RNA helicase (gene dbp7). The record is from RefSeq and is a predicted model, not a curated record. Gene Ontology annotation, cellular component: nucleus. The transcript has a single exon. Gene Ontology annotation, molecular function: nucleic acid binding; ATP binding. Gene Ontology annotation, biological process: ribosome biogenesis. Bases 14 to 2314 code for a protein of 766 amino acids. NCBI's taxonomy places the organism in Eukaryota, Fungi, Ascomycota, Eurotiomycetes, Eurotiales, Aspergillaceae.
GGUCCUAAUAACCAUGGCGGACGACGGCCUGCUCCUGAACUUCUCCAUCGGAGAUAAUCUCAACUACACGAAACAGGAGAAAAAAAUCACUGGAGGAACCUGGCGCGACCGCCUCAGCGCAAAGAAAGCCGCCAAAGACCGACUGACAAAAGGACCGGGCGAAGAAGGCGCCGACAAAUCCGAGAAACGGCCACCGCGCAACCCGAACCACGUUCCUCUUCCCUUAUCACGGCCGCAGAAGCGACAGCGCACGGAUGGCGGCGGCGGCGGCGGCGGUGGUGGUGGAAGCAGCGGGACGAAAAAAUACCUCAGUACCGACUCGUUCCAAUCGUCGCUGUUCACGUCGAACCCGGAACCGCAGAAUGAAAGCGAGCACAAAAACGGAGCGGACGAGCCCGACGCGAAGCCUACCAAUGCGCCUCUGAUCGAUGGGCUCGAUACCUUCACCAACCUGGGCCUGACCCCGACUCUGGCGGCACAUUUGCUCACGAAGCUGGAGUUGAAGGCACCGACGGCGAUUCAGAAGGCGUCGAUUGGGCAGCUGUUGAAGGAGGAGAGCGAUGCGUUCAUACAGGCUGAGACGGGAUCCGGUAAGACGCUGGCGUAUCUGCUGCCGCUGGUGCAGCGGAUCAUGGCGCUGUCGCGGUCUGCUCGGGAGGGGAAUGCCGGGGAGGGGGAAGGGGGGGACGGGGUGCAUAGGGACAGCGGACUGUUUGCGAUUGUGCUGGCGCCGACGCGCGAGCUGUGUAAGCAGAUUUCGGUCGUGUUGGAGGGCCUGCUGCGGUGUGCGCAUUGGAUUGUGGCGGGGACGGUCAUCGGUGGGGAGAAGAAGAAGUCGGAGAAGGCGCGGCUGCGCAAGGGCCUGAAUAUCUUGGUUGCGACCCCGGGGCGACUGGCGGAUCAUUUGGAGAAUACGGUUGCGCUGGACGUCAGUAAUGUCCGGUGGCUGGUGCUCGAUGAGGGCGAUCGUCUUAUGGAGUUGGGCUUUGAGCAGGAGCUGCAGGGGAUUAUUCAGAAGCUAGAUGCGCGGCAGCGGCCGAGUCGCAUUCCGGGGGUUCCGGCGAAGAGGGCGACGAUCCUUUGCUCGGCUACGCUGAAGAUGAAUGUGCAGAAGCUGGGAGAGAUCAGUUUGAAGGAUGCGAUCCACAUCAAGGCCGAUCCGGAGGACGAGGAUGGAGAGUCUGGGGAUGCGGACGGGGAUGACGAUGCGUUCAGGGUGCCCGCCCAGCUAAAGCAGUCCUACGCUCUUGUCCCAUCGAAGCUGCGCCUCGUCGCUCUUACGGGUUUCUUAAAACGCACAUUCAUGAGAAAGGGGUCAGUGAUGAAGGCCAUCGUCUUCGUCUCCUGCGCCGACUCAGUCGAUUUCCAUUUCAAGCUAUUCUCGAGACCAAAGGAGGAGGAAAAGACUUCCGACAAGGAAGAAAGCGACGCCGAAGAAAAACAAAAGACCACAGAAGCGUCCGCCAACGGGACAAUCGCGCCCGCCACCGACUUCUCCAACCCUGCAAACCCCGUCACCCUCUACAGACUGCACGGCUCCCUUCCCCAGCACGUCCGAACCUCCACGCUCGGCUCAUACGCCAAGAACCGCGAACCCUCCGUGUUAAUCUGUACCGACGUGGCAUCUCGUGGUCUCGAUCUUCCCAACGUCGACCUAGUCAUCGAAUACGACCCGGCCUUCAGCGCCGAAGACCAUCUUCACCGAAUCGGACGUACAGCCCGUCUAGGACGAGACGGGCGCGCACUGCUCUUCCUCCAACCCGGCUGCGAAGAGAACUACGUCGACAUCCUCAAACGCAGCUAUCGCGACGGGGGGAAAACAUUGGCUCGACACACCGCAAACGACAUCCUCCAGCGUGGCUUCGGCGGAAACGUCCAGUCAGGAGGCAAAGGCAAGAACUGGGAAGUCAAGGCGACAGACUGGCAGAUGGACGCAGAGCGCUGGGCCCUAGACAACCCGCAGAACCUGGAAAUGGCGCGUCGCGCGUACCAGUCGCACAUCCGCGCGUAUGCCACGCAUAUCGCGAACGAGCGGCACAUGUUCAACAUCAAAGAAUUGCACCUUGGUCAUUUGGCCAAGGCGUUCGCCUUGCGUGAUCGUCCCAGCAAGGUCAAUGUACCCGGUUUGCGACAAGGCCAGGAAGACACGAAGAAGGACUUCAAGGCGAAGAGGAGCGGCGCCGGGACGAAGAGAAAGGCUGGUGAUGAUGAUGGCGCUCGUGGUCCUGCACCGGACGCACCGACGGCCGCCCAGAAGAUGCGGGCGAAGAUGAGGGAGCACAUGGGCGGAGCGAGCGAGUUCAAUCUUGCGUAGUUCCGUGUUUUGAAAGAAUAGAGAGAGAAAAAAAAAAGGGUAAAAGG